Messenger RNA from Solanum verrucosum, 415 nucleotides. Its product is annotated as protein JAZ13. Gene Ontology annotation, biological process: regulation of jasmonic acid mediated signaling pathway; response to wounding; regulation of defense response. NCBI's taxonomy places the organism in Eukaryota, Viridiplantae, Streptophyta, Magnoliopsida, Solanales, Solanaceae. Gene Ontology annotation, cellular component: nucleus. The transcript is spliced from 2 exons. The coding region runs from base 107 to 415 and encodes 102 amino acids. The record is from RefSeq and is a predicted model, not a curated record.
CUUGAUUAUCAGUUACACAAAAUAUACACAUAGAUAUCGAUUCAACGUAUAAAAAUCUUAGUUCAAUCCCAGAUUUUGUUUGUGUAAGUGAAGUUAAUUGAAGAAAAUGAGAAGAAAUUGCAAUUUGGAACUCACUCUUUCUCUUUCAUCCUUUUCUCCUAUUAGGGAGGAUCAAGAAUUCGAGAAUAAGAAAUCACAACAGCUAACAAAAUUUUAUAAUGGAAAAUUUGUGGAUUCUGAUGUUACUCAGCUUCAGAUAUGUGCUAAAGCUAUAAUAUAUCUUGCAAGUAGAGGAAUGGAGGAGAAAACAAAUAAGAUGUCUGAGCCCUCAUCACCAUCAUUACAACCUCAAACUGGUCUAUUCAUGAAGCGAUCUUUACGGAGAUUUCUACAAAAGAGAAAAAAUAGAAUUUAA